Hyla sarda is the source of this 2780-nucleotide messenger RNA. RefSeq names its product mucin-2-like. Lineage: Eukaryota; Metazoa; Chordata; Amphibia; Anura; Hylidae. The transcript has 4 exons. Bases 1 to 2517 code for a protein of 838 amino acids. The record is from RefSeq and is a predicted model, not a curated record. Gene Ontology annotation, molecular function: calcium ion binding.
AUGGUCAUUUGUUUUUUAUGCUACUUUACAUCAAAUGCAAAAACAUGCAGUGAUUGUAACUCAACUACUAGUGCAGACUGCAAUCCAAAGCAAGGCUACGUACUGUGCUCUUGUAAAAGUGGUUAUGUUGGAAAUGGUGUAAACUGCACAAAAUUGGUGUUUUGUGACAGAACAUGCUGUCCUCCAGGAUACACGUGGGACACUACAAGAAAAUUAUGUGUGGAUGUAAAUGAAUGCCAAACUACUUCAGCGUACACAUGUCUUACCCAAUCUCAAUGCAUAAAUAAGAAUGGCAUCUAUAUUUGCAAUGCAACCGCAAACCCGUUAUGUCCUACAAAUACCUGUGAUGCUGGUCAGGACUGUGUAAGAUCUGGCAGUGGAUCUGAGGUUCAAUGUAUUGAUCCUUGUGAUGAUUAUGUAGAGAUUGAUGGAUCACAAAGGCUUUACACUAUAAACUCUGUUGGAAGAUUCCCCACCGACAGAUACUAUUUCGGCUGGUACCGUUAUGCCAAUAACCUAAGACUAAGAGAAGGAUUUGUUGGUGCCCUGAAGUGUGGUUCUGUUCAGCCCUUUUCUUUGAGAAGCCAUCCAACUGUUAGCGAAGGCGUGAAAUCUGUUUCUCUUUUAACUAACGGACUGACAAUGAACUCAACUGGACCAUCUAUUCUAGUGAAAGCUUGUCCUGCGGGGUAUUAUGUGUACAAGUUUUCUGGGCUGCUGACAUUUGAUGUCUAUUGCACAGAUUUGCCUCCAACUACUACUUCAACAACGACAACUACCACCACCACCACCACCACCACCACAACACCUACAACAACCACAACUACAACACCAACAACGAUCACUACUACCACAAUACCGACAACACCCACUACUAUCACAACACCAGAACCAACUACUACUACCACAAUACUGCCAACAUCUGCUACUACCACAAGCUCAGAAGCAACCACUACUACUACAACACCGCCAACUAGCACAACCCCAGAACCAACCACUACUACCACAACACCGCCAACUAGCACAACCCCAGAACCAACCACUACUACCACAACACCGCCAACUAGCACAACCCCAGAACCAACCACUACUACUACAACACCGCCAACUAGCACAACCCCAGAACCAACCACUACUACCACAACACCGCCAACUAGCACAACCCCAGAACCAACCACUACUACCACAACACCGCCAACUAGCACAACCCCAGAACCAACCACUACUACUACAACACCGCCAACUAGCACAACCCCAGAACCAACCACUACUACUACAACACCGCCAACUAGCACAACCCCAGAACCAACCACUACCACUACAACGCCACCAACUAGCACAACCCCAGAACCAACCACUACUACCACAACACCGCCAACUAGCACAACCCCAGAACCGACCACUACUACUACAACACCGCCAACUAGCACAACCCCAGAACCAACCACUACUACUACAACACCGCCAACUAGCACAACCCCAGAACCAACCACUACUACUACAACACCACCAACUAGCACAACCCCAGAACCAACCACUACUACCACAACACCACCAACUAGCACAACCCCAGAACCAACCACUACUACCACAACACCACCAACUAGCACAACCCAAGAACCAACCACUACUACCACAACACCGCCAACUAGUACAACCCCAGAACCAACCACUACUACCACAAUACCGCCAACUAGCACAACUCCAGAACCAACCACUACUACCACAAUACCGCCAACAUCCACUACUAGCACAAUACUGCCAACAUCCACUACUAGCACAACACUAGAACCAACCACUACUACCACAAUACCGCCAACAUCCACUGCUACCACAACAGCACCAACCACUACUGAAACUACUCCUUUACCUAAUUCUUCUACCCCCAAGGAAAUCACAACUGACCGUACUUCUUCAACUCCAAAUCCACUGUCUAGUACCUCAGCAAAUGCCACUACAGCUCUAACAACCGCCCCACCUACAAAUACAACACCAUGUAAAAAUACAACUACACCAGCACCUGUGAUACCAACAACAUCACAUUUUGUUGAAGAGAAUAUAACUGUUACAGCUGUGCAGAGUAAAAGCACACUAAGUGUCCGCAUUUUAACUCAAACAAUAAACAAUAAAGAAGUAAAAAGCCUGGAAAUAAAUGAAACCACAAUUGUUAAUAUUGAUAUGAGGACAAUAAGUUCUAGUCAUAUCUACAUUAAAAAAACAAAAUCCAUUUCCCCCACCUCCAUUUUAAUUCUUAUUGGCAGUGAUGGUCCCCAAACGUUUAGCAAUGCUACUGACACUGUAAUGACCACAACUGAAAGCACUAUUCCAAAUACUUCUAGUCCCACUGCAUACUGUAGUAGGCCUGCCGAGACCAGCACUGUUACACAGACAGGCGCAAUAGCUGGAAACACCUGCUCCAAGGUCACAUCGGCUUCUACCACAACCACUAUUACUACCACUGAGGAAGUUAUUGUGCUAGGCCCUGAUGGAUUUGCCAAAAGCUGCACGUACUUCUAACGUUUCUAAAUCUUUACUGCCACUGUUUUCUUCCUUUUUUUUUUUUUUAAUCAAGUUAAACAGUAAAAUCUUUCAUCUUAAUUUUUCUUCCUGCAACAUAUUAUUGACAAAAUGUAACAAUAUUGCAUAUAGAGCAGAAGUGAGAUAUACUCAACAUAUAUUAAUAUUGGAUUGGAGUGUAUUGAGGUACACAUUUAUGAGAAUGAAUGUUAAUAAUUAGAUUACAAUUGUAAAGGAAUUGUAAAGUCCCGAAGAAAGAAGCA